Chrysoperla carnea is the source of this 2149-nucleotide messenger RNA. Its product is annotated as heat shock protein 68-like. Lineage: Eukaryota; Metazoa; Arthropoda; Insecta; Neuroptera; Chrysopidae. The record is from RefSeq and is a predicted model, not a curated record. The transcript has a single exon. Gene Ontology annotation, molecular function: heat shock protein binding; misfolded protein binding; ATP-dependent protein folding chaperone. Bases 127 to 2139 code for a protein of 670 amino acids. Gene Ontology annotation, biological process: protein refolding; cellular response to unfolded protein. Gene Ontology annotation, cellular component: cytoplasm.
UGCAACAAUACAGCACACAUUGUCAGUCAAACUAUACACUAAACAGAUUUUCACUGCAAAUAUAUUAUUAUAUUUAUUGAGACUAUAUCUACAAUAAUAUUAUUGCAUUGUUAUUAGUUUUCAACAAUGGCUCCUGCGAUUGGAAUUGAUUUAGGAACAACGUAUUCAUGUGUGGGGCGUUGGCAACAUGGAAAAGUGGAAAUAAUUGCAAAUGAUCAAGGAAAUCGAACUACUCCAAGUUAUGUCGCAUUUACUGAUACAGAACGAUUGAUUGGAGAUGCCGCUAAAGGUCAAGUAUCGUUAAAUCCUGAAAACACUGUGUUCGAUGCAAAACGUUUAAUUGGUCGUAAAUAUGAUGAUCCAAAAAUCCAACAAGACAUGAAACAUUGGCCAUUUAAGGUUAUUAACGAUUGUGGAAAACCAAAAAUUCAGGUUCAGUAUAAAGGUGAAACGAAAAAUUUCGCUCCGGAAGAAAUAAGUUCUAUGGUUCUAGUUAAAAUGAAAGAAAUUGCUGAAGCUUAUUUAGGAACUACAAUUAAAGAUGCUGUAAUUACUGUUCCAGCUUAUUUUAAUGAUUCUCAACGUCAAGCCACCAAAGAUGCUGGAUCAAUUGCUGGAAUUAAUGUUCUUCGAAUUAUUAAUGAACCAACAGCCGCUGCCUUAGCUUAUGGGUUAGAUAAGAAUUUGAAAGGCGAACGAAAUGUUUUGAUUUUUGAUUUAGGUGGCGGUACAUUCGAUGUUUCUAUUUUAACAAUUGAUGAGGGCUCUUUAUUUGAAGUAAAGUCAACUGCAGGGGAUACGCAUCUGGGGGGAGAAGAUUUUGAUAAUCGUUUGGUAAAUCAUUUUGUUGAAGAAUUUAAACGAAAAUAUCAUAAGGAUAUUCGCAAUAACCCACGUGCAAUCCGUCGUUUACGAACAGCUGCUGAACGAGCUAAGCGUACACUUUCUUCAAGUACAGAAGCGUGUAUUGAAAUAGAUGCUAUAUUCGAUGGUAUUGAUUUCUAUACCAAAGUUUCCCGAGCACGAUUUGAAGAAAUGUGUUCGGAUCUUUUCCGUAGUACAUUGCAACCUGUGGAAAAAGCUUUAACCGAUGCUAAAUUGGAUAAAAGUUCAAUUCAUGAUGUAGUUUUGGUUGGAGGAUCCACUCGAAUACCAAAGAUUCAGUCCUUGUUACAAAACUUCUUUUGUGGGAAAACAUUGAAUUUGUCUAUCAAUCCAGAUGAAGCUGUUGCUUAUGGUGCUACAGUUCAAGCUGCUAUAUUAAGUGGAGACACUAGUUCAACUAUUCAGGACGUACUUUUAGUUGAUGUAGCUCCGCUGUCAUUAGGUAUAGAAACUGCUGGAGGGGUUAUGUCAAAAAUUAUUGAAAGAAAUGCACGUAUUCCCUGUAAAAUGACUCAAACAUUUACAACAUAUUCUGAUAAUCAGCCAGCUGUCACCAUUCAAGUGUUUGAAGGAGAACGAGCUAUGACCAAAGAUAACAACUUGUUAGGAACUUUCGAUCUAACAGGAAUUCCACCAGCACCACGCGGUGUUCCUAAAAUUGAAGUUACUUUUGAUUUAGAUGCAAAUGGUAUAUUGAAUGUAACAGCUACAGAUAAUAGCAGUGGCAAGUCAAAAAAUAUUACUAUACGAAACGACAAAGGUCGUUUAUCCCAAAAAGAUAUUGACCGAAUGUUAGCUGACGCUGAAAAAUAUAAAGAAGAAGAUGAACAGCAAAAAGAAAAAGUCAAAGCUCGUAAUCAACUUGAAAGUUAUAUUUUUAACGUGAAACAAGCUACUGAAGAUGCUGGAAAUAAAUUAACAUCCGAAGAAAAAUCGAAAGUUUUUUCUGAAUGUACUUCUGCGUUAAAUUGGAUGGAUAAUAAUACAUUAGCAGAUAAGGAAGAAUACGAAUAUCGUCUAAAAGAAUUGACUAAGGCGUGUAGUCCUGUGAUGAUGAAACUUCAUAAUGGUAGUGCAGGCGGUCAACAAAAUGGUCCAGGCGGAAUGCCGGGUUAUGGAAAUAUGGGUAAUGCAGGGGGAAUGCCUGGGUAUGAAAAUAUGGGUAAUGCCGGAGGAAUGCCUGGUUUUGGAGGUAUGGGUGAUGUAGGGGGAAUGCCUGGGUAUGGCGGUCCAACUAUUGAAGAAGUAGAUUAAAUUUUUAAAC